AUGAACAUGUUGGCUUCACCUAGGGACUGUUGGUUUCUGGAGCUGGCGGGGCUGGAGCUGGUGCCCACCGAGUGCGACCGGCGGCUGGCCCAGUACCUGCGGCAGGUGGACGACACGCACCUGGUAUGGCUGGCGGAGAUCGGCGAGGAGGCGGCCCGCAUGUUCAGCAGCAGCAACAGCGAGGAGCCGGAGCUGAUGCCCAAGGCGCCGUCGCAGAAGAACCGGCAGCGGAGGAAGCGGCUGUCCGUCCUGCAGGAGGAGAGCCCGCAGCCCGGCAGGAAGCGGUUAUCCAGGAGGAGGAAGAGCAGCCUCAGACUGAGACCCUCCACAAGAGCAUACUUGCAGCGUUCUCAGAGAGUCCAGAAUAAAGCAAAUCUGGAACUCAUGAUACCUGAGAUUAAACAGGUCUCUCCUCCUCGACCUGUGACAAGUGCUGAGCUGCACCUCCAGAAGAGCACCUCCAAACCAGCAGAGGAGCUCUCCAUGACCACCCCCUCAAGCCCUCCCCAGGAAAGCAGUGUGGCUAAAUCUCCAGCUGCACCUGCAGCCUCUGGGCUGACGGUCCCUGACACCCCCAGGGCAGAGGACGCGGGAGAAGGCGAGGCUGGACUGAAGGCAGCCCAGGCAGCAAAUGCCACUUUCAUUAUAAGUGAAGAGUCUGGGCUGGAGGAAGCAGGUGACCCUGCUCAGGUACCAGAGGGGGCUGGUAAGGAGCCUCCCCAGCACCUAAGGGACCCCCCUGCGACUCUGACAGGCUCCAGGCUGAGCCGCCGCUCCGUGCGCAGGAGCCUGAUGGGCAGAACUUCCCUGACUCGCAGAACCUCCCUGCUGGAGAAAUGCUCCCUUGUCACCAAGAGGGAAAGCAUGCUCCGGAGAUCUGUGACCAGUAGGGCAGCUAGGAAGUCAUCUGUGUCCUCCAGUUGUGUGGAAGCCUCUAGCUCUGGAGAGGUGCCAGAGGAGGAAGAAACAGUUCUGAAAACUGGGCCUCCUCCUGGGCCUUGUACCCCCUCCAAGUUGAAUCCCCAAAGUCCACAAAUGUCCCUUCGCUCCCAAACCGCUGGCAGAAACGAGCAGCCGCAGGAUCCGGGCAGCAACGAAACCAACUUACAGAAGAACGAGGAGAUGCAGAAACCCACUGAUAUUCUCCAGUUACGUGUGCAAGAGCUACUGAACAGAACAAGGCCAGGAGACGGUUCUUCCAAGAAGAAGGUUGCACCAGUCAACAACCAGGAUGCCUGGCCUAAAGAGAGGCUCCUGGACAGCUCCACCACCUCACAGUAUCAACAAUGA
Messenger RNA from Chaetura pelagica (chimney swift), 1290 nucleotides. Its product is annotated as inner centromere protein-like. The record is from RefSeq and is a predicted model, not a curated record. Gene Ontology annotation, biological process: meiotic spindle midzone assembly; metaphase chromosome alignment; mitotic cytokinesis. Gene Ontology annotation, cellular component: meiotic spindle midzone; chromosome passenger complex; nucleus. Gene Ontology annotation, molecular function: protein serine/threonine kinase activator activity. Lineage: Eukaryota; Metazoa; Chordata; Aves; Apodiformes; Apodidae.